UCUGGUUGGUCUUCUCCGGGGAUCCCGGCAGGCCGGGAGGGGACACUGCGGGGCCCUAUGUGGAGAGAUGCCUGGCCUCUCGGCGCUAGGCGCGGUGGCAGCCGCGCUGGUGGCCUCAAUGCUCCUGCUGCAGCGUGGGGACGAGGGGUCCGGGGCUGGCCCCAGCAUGGCGGGCAAGGAGGCUCUGCCGAAGCUUCGGGAAGACUUCAGGAUGCAGAACAAAUCCGUCUUUAUUUUGGGCGCCAGCGGAGAAACCGGCAAAGUACUUUUAAAGGAAAUCCUGGGACAGAAUCUGUUUUCCAAAGUCACGCUCAUUGGCCGGAGGAAGCUCACGCUCGAGGAGGAAGCUUAUAAAAAUGUGAAUCAAGAAGUGGUGGACUUUGAGAAGCUGGAUGACUACGCUUCUGUCUUUCAAGGUCACGAUGUUGGAUUCUGUUGCCUGGGCACCACCAGGAAGAAAGCCGGAGCCGAUGGAUUUGUCCGUGUUGACCGAGAUUAUGUGCUGAAGUCUGCAGAGCUGGCGAAAGCGGGAGGGUGCAAACAUUUCAACCUGCUGUCCUCCAAGGGGGCUGAUAAGUCCAGCAGUUUCUUAUACCUGCAAGUGAAGCAAACCAGUCUCAGUGUGCCAGAGUUCAACGGCCUCUUCCUUCUGUCCAUUGAGAGCUGCAGAAGCCCAAGUGGCUUCCUCUCAGGCCUUCUGGAGAAGUGGAAGCCAAGGUUGCAGAACUACAGUUUGAUCGCUUCUCGGUGUUUCGGCCCGGAGUCCUGCUGUGUGACAGGCAAGAGUCUCGCCCAGGCGAAUGGCUGGUUAGAAAAUUCUUCGGCUCUCUGCCGGACUCUUGGGCCAGCGGGUACUCUGUUCCUGUGGUGACAGUUGUUAGAGCGAUGCUGAACAACCUGGUGAGCCCCGGCAGUGGGCAAAUGGAACUUCUGGAAAAUAAGGCCAUCCUCCACCUGGGGAAAGACAGCGACGAGCCCAAGCUGUGACCUCGGUGCCCGUCACCACGUCAGUCAUUUUGGGGGGUCUAUAAAAAGUCUCUCUGUGGUCCUUUGGUGUUCCUCUCCUCACCUGUGUGUCUCUGCACCAGCUGAUGUACUGUAAGUCACCCAGGGAGCUGCGGAAGGACAGGUCUGUAUCGCCAACCCGGAGUCUGUGGGUUGAGAACAGGGAUCGGUGGUUUUCUUUGACGUCCAUGCCCUCUGGUUCUGAGACCAGCUUUGACACACUCCUACAGAGACGGAUGCCUGAGUCGUGGCGCCCCAGGGCUCCAGGCAGGUGGGCGCUCAUGGAGCGUGUUUGCAGUCUAGUCUCUGAGCUAGCCCCAUGGUGCUGAUGAACGGCCCGUAGUUAGCUCCGUGAACACCGUGCCUUUACUCCGGGUCAGCACGGCACCUAGUUAGCUCCGUGAACACAGCGCCUUUACUCCGGGCCGGCACUGACGUUAUGAAACGAGCUUCUGUGAUUGGUGGAGGAUAAAAGUGAAUGGAGAAACCCUGGGUGCUGCUUCCGUUGCUGAAAACUGUGGAGUUGUUAAUGGGACGGCGCAGGGCAGGGACGGCAUCCCAGCCCCUAGCCCUGCGAGUGUCUGCAGAAUCUUACGUCGUAUGUUCUUGGCACUCUAACUCCAGCAAUCAUAUAAAGCCAUACUGUUGCCCUCA
Messenger RNA from Mesocricetus auratus (golden hamster), 1659 nucleotides. It is a transcript of the gene Htatip2, whose product is annotated as HIV-1 Tat interactive protein 2. Gene Ontology annotation, biological process: import into nucleus. The record is from RefSeq and is a predicted model, not a curated record. NCBI's taxonomy places the organism in Eukaryota, Metazoa, Chordata, Mammalia, Rodentia, Cricetidae. Bases 68 to 871 code for a protein of 267 amino acids. The transcript is spliced from 7 exons. Gene Ontology annotation, cellular component: cytoplasm.